Tripterygium wilfordii is the source of this 3530-nucleotide messenger RNA. Its product is annotated as homeobox-leucine zipper protein ATHB-15-like. The transcript is spliced from 18 exons. NCBI's taxonomy places the organism in Eukaryota, Viridiplantae, Streptophyta, Magnoliopsida, Celastrales, Celastraceae. The record is from RefSeq and is a predicted model, not a curated record. Gene Ontology annotation, molecular function: lipid binding; DNA binding; DNA-binding transcription factor activity. The coding region runs from base 788 to 3307 and encodes 839 amino acids.
UAGGAAAGACAUUCUGGGAGCUGAAAGUGACGAACCAAUCAGAAUUAUCCAACACACACAUACACACUCAUCGAAAACCCUCUGUAGGAUGAAAUCCUGAAACAACCACCCACCCAAUAACAAACAAACAAACAACAAAAUCGUAGUGAUUGAUUUCUCUGUACUUGGUAUCUACUUCCUUCGACGAAAGUUUUUUAAUCUCCUAGAUUUGAAAUCCGAGUGUUGCAGAGCGUCUCCAGCAAUCCUGAAGAAUUCAGUGAUCAAUGUUUCAGAGAUUGGGAACGAUUGACGAGGAAACUUGGACCCGUGACGGAAGAUGCGGCGGUAACUGAGAGAUAUUCGGUAGACGGGACGACGUGGGGUGGUGGUGGGGAUAUUUGUGCUCGGUGGUGGUGGCCAGAUCGGUUGGGGUGGAGCUUUGAUCUCGAAAGAUAUUUAUGCUUUAUUGUGUUUAGGGUUUCUUGAUAGCGGACAAAGAGGAAGGAUUAGUGUUUCCUGUUUCCCUAAUCAGAGCAUCUCCUUCAGUUGUCAGUUUAUCUUUAUCCUUGCGUUCAAUUGUUACUCUGAUAUAAAGAAACGAAAGAUCCUGGCACAAGAUUCUCUGUUUGUUUUGUUUUAUAUUUAGUGUUCUCUCUCCGAAGUGCUGAAGACUAAAUUAAGCGCUAAAAAGGGUUUGUGCUUAAUCGAAAGGAAGCUAUUUGUAUUCCGCGCUCUGGAAGUCGUUGAAAUUUGUGGUUUCCUGAAGAAGAGAGGGUUGGAGUUUUAGUUUUUGAGGCGAAAGUGUAAGAUGGCAAUGGCCUGCAAGGAUGGUGGUAAGAUAGGAAUCAUGGACAACGGCAAGUAUGUCCGCUACACGCCUGAGCAGGUCGAAGCCCUUGAGAGGCUUUACCUUGAGUGCCCAAAGCCCAGCUCCAUACGCCGUCAACAGCUCAUCAGGGAGUGCCCAAUUCUCUCAAACAUCGAGCCCAAACAAAUUAAAGUCUGGUUCCAGAACAGACGAUGCCGAGAGAAGCAGAGGAAGGAAGCUUCACGCCUCCAAGCUGUGAAUAGGAAGCUGACGGCUAUGAACAAGCUUUUGAUGGAGGAGAAUGAUAGGUUGCAAAAGCAGGUGUCACAUUUGGUAUAUGAGAAUGGAUAUUUUCGCCAGAAUACCCAGAGUGCAACGCUUGCUACCAAAGAUGCAAGUUGUGAAUCUGUGGUGACGAGUGGUCAACACCAUGUGACACCUCAGCAUCCGCCAAGGGAUGCUAGUCCUGCAGGGCUCUUGUCCAUUGCAGAAGAAACUUUAACAGAGUUUCUUUCAAAGGCCACUGGAACUGCUGUGGAGUGGGUCCAAAUGCCUGGAAUGAAGCCUGGUCCGGAUUCCAUUGGAAUCGUUGCUAUUUCUCAUGGUUGCACUGGAGUGGCAGCACGAGCCUGCGGGCUGGUGGGUUUAGAUCCUACAAGGGUCGCCGAAAUCCUCAAGGAUAGGCCUUCGUGGUUCCGUGACUGCCGAGCUGUGGAUGUCCUCAAUGUUCUGCCCACAGCAAACGGUGGAACCAUUGAGCUGCUGUACAUGCAGCUCUAUGCACCAACAACAUUGGCACCUGCUCGUGACUUCUGGUUGUUGCGCUAUACUUCAGUUCUUGAAGAUGGCAGCCUAGUGGUCUGUGAGAGAUCUCUUAAAAACACCCAGAAUGGUCCAAGCAUGCCGCCGGUGCAGCAAUUUGUUCGAGCUGAAGUGCUGCCAAGUGGAUACCUGAUUCGACCUUGUGACGGGGGUGGUUCAAUCAUACAUAUAGUUGAUCAUAUGGACUUGGAGCCACGGAGUGUCCCUGAAGUUUUGCGCCCCCUGUAUGAGUCAUCUACUGUGCUUGCCCAGAAGACAACAGUGGCUGCUCUGCGCCAGCUGAGGCAGAUAAGCCAGGAGGUUUCUCAAUCAAAUGUUACUCAAUGGGGAAGAAGACCAGCAGCCCUUCGAGCACUGAGCCAGCGGCUGAGCAGGGGCUUUAAUGAGGCUCUCAAUGGCUUUACUGAUGAGGGAUGGUCAACGAUUGGAAAUGAUGGAAUGGAUGACGUAACUAUCCUUGUUAAUUCUUCUCCUGACAAGUUAAUGGGUUUACACCUUUCCUUUGGUAAUGGAUUUCCAGCCGUCAGCAACACAGUCUUAUGUGCUAAAGCGUCGAUGCUCUUACAGAAUGUGCCUCCUGCAAUUCUUCUUAGGUUCUUGCGCGAACAUAGGUCAGAAUGGGCAGACAACAAUCUUGAAGCUUAUGCAGCCGCAGCUGUCAAAGUUGGACCCUGUAGCUUAUCUGGAUCUCGAGUUGGAAAUUUUGGGGGUCAAGUAAUACUUCCUCUAGCUCACACCAUUGAACAUGAAGAGUUUUUGGAGGUGAUAAAGUUGGAGGGCAUUGGCCAUACUCCUGAAGAUGUAAUUAUGCCCAGAGAUAUGUUUCUGUUGCAACUUUGCAGCGGAAUGGAUGAGAAUGCUGUUGGCGCUUGUGGUGAACUAAUAUUUGCUUCAAUUGACGCUUCUUUUGCUGAUGAUGCACCGCUCCUGCCUUCUGGUUUUCGCAUCAUUCCACUAGACUCUGGCAAGGAAGCAUCCAGUCCAAAUCGCACCCUAGACCUUGCUUCUGCUCUUGAGAUUGGGCCUGCUGGAAGCAAAGAACCUAAUGAAUAUUCUGCCAACUCUGCCUGUAUGAGAUCUGUUAUGACAAUAGCAUUUGAAUUUGCAUUUGAGAGCCAUAUGCUAGAGCAUGUAGCAUCCAUGGCUAGGCAAUAUGUCCGCAGCAUUAUAUCCUCUGUUCAGAGAGUGACAUUGGCGCUCUCUCCUUCUCAUUUGGGUUCACAUGCUGGUCUUCGUGCACCAUUGGGUACUCCUGAAGCACAGACGCUUGCUCGUUGGAUCUGCCAAAGUUAUAGGUGCUUCUUGGAUGCGGAGCUACUGAAAUCUAGCAAUGAAGGAGGCGAUGCUAUCCUUAAAUCUCUAUGGCAUCACUCAGAUGCCAUCAUGUGCUGCUCUCUGAAGGCAUUGCCAGUUUUCACUUUUGCAAACCAGGCGGGUCUUGACAUGCUGGAGACAACAUUGGUUGCCCUGCAAGACAUAACUUUGGAGAAGAUAUUCGAUGAUCAUGGUCGGAAGACCCUCUGCUCUGAGUUCCCACAGAUAAUGCAACAGGGUUUUGCUUGUCUUCAAGGCGGCAUCUGUUUGUCAAGCAUGGGCAGACCGAUCUCAUAUGAAAAAGCAGUUGCUUGGAAGGUUUUAAAUGAUGAAGAGAAUGCUCAUUGCAUCUGCUUUACUUUUGUGAACUGGUCCUUUGUCUGAUUUUCCAUUAGCACUUGUGUAUUAUGAUAGUAUGAAGAUGAAAGCCGAGUCAGACUUGCUAUAUUUUGUGGUCUUGUUCAUGUUCUGGAUAUGGAAAACUUAUGAUGAUCUUUACUUUAACUGAAUACUUGCAGCCUGUGGGCCUGUUCUUGCUGUGUUUUGAACAAUUCGUCGACUUAUGCUACUUUCUGUUGGGAAUAAACUUUCUAGUCUUGGUGUGAUG